Messenger RNA from Drosophila bipectinata, 707 nucleotides. RefSeq names its product tabinhibitin 6-like. Lineage: Eukaryota; Metazoa; Arthropoda; Insecta; Diptera; Drosophilidae. The record is from RefSeq and is a predicted model, not a curated record.
GCAGCUGCCCCAAUCACCCACAACUUUUGAAGAUGAACAGAUAUAUCACUCGUUUCGCCGAAACUUUAAAUGCGGCGCGAAAUAAAGUGGCCACUGGAAAAUUCAGAAAUCUUCCCGUAGCUGCGAGGAUGGCCAAGGUGGUUUGGUCCCAGGAACUGUCCUGGUUUGCCCAGCUGAUGUUGUCCAAUUGCAACCCCGACCCUCACGAAUGUAUGAGCUCUCCCAAUUUUUAUUAUAUUGGCAACAUUUACGAACAUAGUUCCGUCCCUAUUGAGAUGGUAACUUUUACGAACUUUGCCAUUUUGAUGGGAAUGUUGGAGAGCUGGCUAAAGGACAUAAAGGGCAUUCCAAAACGACACACUCUGCGAUUGCCCUCCAGCAUGCCUAGGGCAUCUACCUUGGACUCGGCUCUGAUGAUCAGUGAACGUCUCUCACAUUUUGGAUGUGCAGCUGUCCUUUCCGAAAACUCUGAGAAGCGGGACUAUAAUUUCAUGUGCACCUUUGCCACAGAUAUAUUUCCCGGCCAACGGCUGUAUAGUUGGGGCCGGACGCCCGGCUGCCACUGUAAGCAGUUGGAUACACGCUUCAAAGGAUUGUGUUCCACUAAAGAGGAGUAUUAUAACAACAGACCUUCAAAAUUCGGAGGCAGCAUGUUCAUUUAGUAUUGCGAUAUUUUUGAAUUAAUAUAAAAGAUUAAAACUAUUCUA